Molecule: messenger RNA, 1205 nt
Organism: Colletes gigas
Lineage: Eukaryota; Metazoa; Arthropoda; Insecta; Hymenoptera; Colletidae
Product: mitochondrial import inner membrane translocase subunit Tim22
Exons: 6
Coding region: 431-1015 (194 amino acids)
Biological process (GO): protein insertion into mitochondrial inner membrane
Cellular component (GO): TIM22 mitochondrial import inner membrane insertion complex
Molecular function (GO): transmembrane protein transporter activity
Source: RefSeq, a predicted model, not a curated record
UCUUUAUUGACUAGAAAUUUUAUUGUAAUAUAACAUAAUAUAUUUCUUUUUGUUUUUCGUAUAAUUAUUCCAAUUACAAGUCAUAAUUAGCAAAUCUGUACUUGUAGUCCGAAUAUUUUUGUGACUAAAUACUGUAUGCACACUGAUGCAUACAAGGUGACAAAACUGUGCUUCUCAAUUUGAAAGAAUAUAUGUACACCCUUAUGUAUUUCUUCCAAAGUGUUAUUGUUAUUUGUACUCGCAUAAAAAUAUGACUUAUGUAAUACUGUUAAGGUAAAGACUGUACCAAGAAUAUAUUAAUAAUUAAUUUAAAUUAUGACUUGUAUAGAGGUAUAAUUAUCUUAUUACAAAAUCUGAAGAAACUGGAUAUAAUUAAUCAAAACUGAUGUGGAUGUAUUUUCUAUAAAAAGUAAAAAGUAAUUAAAUAAAAAUGAUUCCUACUGAUUCUUCCAAGCCAACAUUACAAGAAGAAAAUAAAACAGGAAUUUUUAUGAAUGAUGAAGAUUGGGACAAGGUAGUUCUUUAUUUUGUUGGCGCUCAAAACAGAUUCAGAGAAAAUAUUAUAAUUCCAAGAACUGAUGGCCCCGUACAAAUUAAAACGAAUGAAGAGAAACGCAUAGAAAGUAUAAUGGAAAGUUGUACUUUUAAAAGCAUCUGCAGUUGUUGUAUAGGUUUUUUUGUGGGAGCUGCGGUAGGUUUGUUUUCAGCUAGUGUAAACCCAAAUGUAGCUACUAUUGAAAAGCAAUUGACUGUCUCUGAAACAUUUAAAGAACUGAAAAAUUCAACCACAAGUUAUGGAAAAAACUUUGCUGUAAUUGGUUGUAUAUUUACAGCAAUUGAAUGUACAAUAGAAUCGUAUAGAGGUAAAAAUGAUUGGAAGAAUACUACAUAUGCUGGUGGCUUCACAGGUGGAAUAUUGGGACUAAGAGCUGGUGUAAAAGCAGGUUUAGUUGGUGCAGCAGGCUUUGCAGCAGCUUCAACUGCAAUAGACUAUUAUAUGAAUCAUAGACAAUAAAUUUUACAAAGUAUAGUAGAUAUAUUGGUAUAAAAAAGAUAUAAAACAUACUCUGAGCAAACCUCGAGAGUAUAUACGAAAACACGGAAGUUUUCUUAAUACAAAAAUGCAUAUAAAUAAGUACAAUGGUUAAGAAGUAAAAUAAAUUCACAUAAUACACUCAUAUUUGCUUCUCUUACAUUAUUUAAAU